CCUUUAAAAUAAAUUUAAAAUGCCAGUUCAAAUUUCAAUCUUAAAUGAAAACGUUUCUCAAAAUCAUAUUAAAGGCUUCCACAGGCAUUACCAGAGAUUGGGUAAGUUUCAUUGGCAGCUUGUGCAGAAGAAAAAAGCGUAUUGUAGGAUUUAAGGAAGGCGGAAGCCAUGGCCGUGGGGAGUUCCGAUCUUCUGCAAUUGACCUCUUUUGUAUUUACGUAUUUGUCUCUUUGUUGUGUUUGUAAUUUGUAUGGUUUUUUAAGCCCCAAGUGGGAAUUCUUUUGGUAAUAUGCUGUUUCAAUUCCCACAGGAUUCGGCAGAGGAUAAUAUGCUCUUGUUAAUUCCCCUCGUUUCCUCCAUUCUCUCUUUUCUCCUUAACCCCCUUCUCAUUUUCAUCGUAAAAUCGCAUAUUCCCAUUUUGAUUCCCCAUUUUCUCUAUGCAAUUGCACUCACGUUUUCUUUCGAUUGUUGUGUAUAUAAACAUAAUCCCCCCUUUGCUUUCCUCUGUAAUUUGGGCCAAUUAUGAAGUUCUGGAAGAUUCUGUGCAUUUUGAUUGAAUCCACUCUGCCCGAAUGGCGGGAUGAGUUCAUUUCCUAUAAGAAAUUGAAGAAGCAACUGAAGCUGAUGUACCCUGAUAGAGAUGCUGAAGGCCCACCUGAGCGCAAGCGCCGAAAGUUGGAUGGAGAAGCAUCCAUGGAAAUCUUUUUGAAUCUGCUGGAGGAAGAAUUGGCCAAGUUCAACCACUUCUUUGAAGGCAAGGAGGAGUAUUAUGUUAUCAAGUGGAAGUUAUUGCAGGAGAGGAUAGCGGAGAUCGAAGAUUCGGACGAAAUGCUGAUGAAAGUAGGGAGAGACAUUGUGGACUUUCAUGGAGAGAUGGUUUUGUUAGAGAAUUACAGUGCCCUUAAUUACACAGGACUGGCGAAGAUUCUAAAGAAGUACGAUAAGCGAAGUGGCGAGCUCAUCCGCGUGCCUUUCAUCAAGAAGGUGUUACACCAACCGUUCUACUCAACCGACGUGCUCGACAAGCUAUUGAAAGAGUGUGAAAUGAUGCUUGAUCUUCUCUUCUUCAAGAAAGACCCAUCAUUCCCCGCUGAAGUGAUCAAUGUGGAAGAAAGGGGCUGCUCGGAGGCGGAGGAAAAGGCUGCAACGGAGAGUAAAGAAAAUGUGCUGAACAUUCCUGAAGAUCUUGCAGAGAUCGAGUACAUGGAGAGCAUGUACAUGAAGCUGACGUUAUCGGCGCUGAACGUUCUGAAGGAGAUCAGGGGUGGAAGCUCAACCAUAGAUGUGUUCUCGUGGCUCUGAACAGCGAGAACAUCACAGGGAGAUGAAAAGAUGAGCAUUUUAUGUUGGCAAAAAUGAAUGAUAGAAUUGUGGGUUUGUAUAGAAUUACCAUAUUAUUAUGCAGUUUUAAUUGUUAAUUUUCCUUCUAUAGUUUUGUUGAAGUGAAUGAACUGCAUUUUGUUUGUGGAUUUCAC
Messenger RNA from Momordica charantia (bitter melon), 1475 nucleotides. RefSeq names its product SPX domain-containing protein 2. Gene Ontology annotation, biological process: cellular response to phosphate starvation. NCBI's taxonomy places the organism in Eukaryota, Viridiplantae, Streptophyta, Magnoliopsida, Cucurbitales, Cucurbitaceae. The record is from RefSeq and is a predicted model, not a curated record.